CGGGUGGGGUGCCGCCGCGCGUGGAGCAGAGCAGUCGACGCGUGCACGUGUGGAGCGUCGCCUGGACUGACUGUGGGCUCGCCUUGUGGGACUGGCCGCGGCGCUAUGUUUCUGCGGAGGCGACCGGCGGGGCUCCGCGGAUGCCCGCUCUGAAGGGGAGGCGUGAUGGCGCUGGCGGCCGUCAGGGAGAUCCUGCGGCGCGGGGUGAUUGUGGUGGUGAUCCUGGUCAGCGCCGGCGUGGGGGAGACGGCCGCCCGGAAGCGAUCCUCGCGGCCCGAGUACUGCGACAAGCAGACUCGUCAGUCAUCGUUCCUGUGGCGCAUCAACACUUCUCCGCCGUCCUACUUUUUCGGCACGAUCCACGUGCCGUACGACCGCGUUUGGAGUCACAUUCCGGAUAACGUUAAACGCGCCUUCCACCUGUCCGACGCCGUGUUCUUCGAGCUGGACCUGACCAACUCCGAGACCGUCUCGGCGCUCACCAAGUGUCAGCUGCUACCGCGCGGCUCCCGCCUGGACCAGCUGCUCCCCAGUGAUAUCUACCGGCGACUCCAGAAGCACUUGGACUACGUGCGCCACAUGAUGCCGCUCUGGAUGACGGCCGACCAGCGCGGCCGCGGCCUCUACGCCGACUACCUCUUCAACGCCAUCACCGGCAACUGGCAGCAGAAGCGACCCGUCUGGGUGAUGCUGAUGGUGAACACGCUGACCGAGAGUGACGUACGGUCGCGUGGCGUGCCCGUGCUUGACCUGUACCUGGCGCUGGAGGCCGAGAAGCGCAACAAGCGCACCGGCGCCGUGGAGCGCGUCGAGGAGCAGUGUCUUCCGCUCAACGGACUCGGCAUGCCACAGGUGGUGUUUGCCCUGAAUCAGACGCUGAACCAGCACGAGAACAUCCGGGCCGGCCAGGGGGCGCCACCCUACACCACCGAGGACCUUAUCAAACACUACAACUGCGGCGACCUGGACGAGGUCAUCUUCCGGCGCGACUCAUCCCAGAUACCGCCGUCCGUGUUCCAAGUGCCGCCGCUGCGGGCGACCGUGCCGGCGUCCUCCGCGGCCGACAGCAUCACCGCCCGCACCAUAGACCGCUACUUCAGGGACGAGCUCAUUUACAAGCGUAACCGGCGCAUGGGGGAGCGCAUUCUGGAGCUGCUCUGGACCCACCCGCAUACGUCAUUCUUCUUCGCGUUCGGAGCAGGACAUUUCCUGGGGAACUUCACCGUUCUGGAGGUGCUCAGACAGGCAGGCUACAAAGUGACGAAAGUCGGUCCCAGGGAACGCAUACGGAGGUUCAAUCGUCGGAAGAAGCCAGACGACCAGGAGUUGGACUUCAGCGGCUUCCCGCCGGCUGACAAGUUCGGUCAGCAGAGCGUGAGCUCGGGGCCCAGUGGCGCCACCUCGCCCACCGUCGACGGCGCCACCUUCCAGUCCACGCGGCCGUCCGCGCCCGCCGGCAAGAAGUCGUACCUCGAGAACUUCAGCGACCUCUGGGUCAGGAUCGACGAUGCCUCCAAGAGCCAGUCGGCAACGGACUCAGCAGACGUCUUGGCCGCGGAGAAUUCCGUCCGGGUGUGGUUCGGACUGCCGCCGGACCCAUCCGCGCGCUCCGCCUGCGCCAUCCUCGCCCCGUCCGCGGCGUUGCUCGUCGCCCUGCUGCUGCUCGUGGUGACGCUGUCGCCGCCGCGGACUUCAGCUUCCGAGACUGCCGGUAAAUGGCAGUAAAGCGCGAGGUGUCACGGACGAGCUCACGAGCCGUUGCGUCGGUGGCGGCGUGCUGCACGGGGAGGCGCGCGGCUGCAGUGGUGGACCCUCACAUUGCUCUAGUCGUGCUGCGCGCUUCUCUCGCCAGCUGACUACCGCGCCGCAGGCAGACGCCGUGCUUCUCGAAGACUUUCGCUAGAGCACGGAGAGCGGCCAUUGUGUGGCUGAGGUGCCUAAGCAGACUCAGCGGCUGGUCAGCGUUUGCUUCAAGUUGGCGCGGCGACAUUCAUCCGUUGUAGGAUGAUGACGACGCCGGCGUGCAGGCCUGUGGGGCAACAGUGACUGUUUUGGCUUGCAGAUCGAUCGCCGAUCACGACCGCCAGAUGGCCAUGGCUAUGUUUGUCGUUGUUUUGUAUCCCGAGAGUUUGACCAGCGCGUCGCAUGCCUGACAUAUGCGCAUCGCUUAUGCCCCGAAUUGUUUCCGAAUAUAAUGCAUUACAACCCUCCGCGCGUUUGGCAUCGCGCUAUGGUUGG
This is a messenger RNA of Pollicipes pollicipes, 2238 nucleotides long. Its product is annotated as metalloprotease TIKI1. Gene Ontology annotation, molecular function: metalloendopeptidase activity. The record is from RefSeq and is a predicted model, not a curated record. The coding region runs from base 166 to 1725 and encodes 519 amino acids. Gene Ontology annotation, biological process: negative regulation of Wnt signaling pathway. Lineage: Eukaryota; Metazoa; Arthropoda; Thecostraca; Pollicipedomorpha; Pollicipedidae. The transcript has 8 exons. Gene Ontology annotation, cellular component: membrane.